AUGCUUGAUUUAACACGUUUUGCUUAUUAUGUUCCAUCGUUAUCAUUUUCUUUUGAACAUGAUAUACGAGCUCGAUUACAAAAUCUUCAUCUUCGUGCACAAUCAGCAUUUAUAUCAUUACAGAAUAUGUCACGUUAUCCUUGUACAUCAGAGGAUGUUCCUCCAAUUUUUGUUGAACGAUAUAUAAUACACGGUUAUCGUUCACUACAUAAGCCAUGGUCUUAUUAUUGGAAAUCCUUAUUUCAUAAACAUAAUGAAUCAAUCAAUGUUUGGAGUCAUUUAACUGGCAUAUUAUAUAUGGGAUAUUUAUUUUAUUAUUAUAAUAAACGUUUAAAUUUUUUUGAAAAUUCUCAUUCAUGGCCAUUUGCUGUAUCAUUAUCUACAGCUAUAAUCAUGUUUUUAUGUUCAGCAUUUGCACAUUUACUUCAUUCAAAAUCUGAAAAAAUUCAUCUAACUUGUUUUUCAAUCGAUUAUCUUGGUGUUAGUUUACAUGGGUUUGGUUCAGGUUUUCUUCAUAUCUAUUAUUCAGCACCUGAAUGGUAUUAUAAUAAAAUUGAAUAUGAAUAUAUUUUUAUUCUACUUCUAUUUGGUAUUCUUGCUUGUUUUCUAAAUUGUUUUGCUCAAGAUUAUUUUAGUCGACCUUAUCCACCAUUGAAACGUGUAUGUCAAUUUUCAGGAUGUGCUGUAUUAUGGAUAUAUUCAAUUAUUCCAUUAAUAGCUCGUUUAUUUCCAUUAAAUUUCCCACUGGAUUCAACUUUAAUGUGUCAUUUCGGACAAAUUCUAUUUUUUAUUAUUGGUUCAAUACUUUUUGGAUUUGAUUUACCGCAACGUUUUUGUCCCGGUUCAUUAGAUUUUAUUGGCCAAGGUCAUCAAUUAUUUCAUUUAUGUAUUUAUUUGGUAACUGUUUUACAAAUGCAUGGUGUCUAUUGGGAUUAUGAAGACAAACGAACAAUAAUUGAUCAAAGAACUAAACCAGAUCUGAUAUUUUGUGCUGGUUCAAUGCUAUCUCUUCUCUUAUGGAAUAUUGUUACUGUUUGGUAUUUUCGACGAAGACUUCGUGAAAAAAACUGUCAUGAAAAAUAA
Molecule: messenger RNA, 1083 nt
Organism: Adineta steineri
Lineage: Eukaryota; Metazoa; Rotifera; Eurotatoria; Adinetida; Adinetidae
Source: the annotation of a GenBank genome assembly